GGUUGAUUGCUUCCCAGAAUUAAUUCUAGAUGUGUCGUUUUGAUUAAGCUAGCAUAUACCAAAAUAAGGCCAUUAUGGCGUCAGUUUCAGCAGACCUCUCCAUUGGCAAAUUUGUAGCAAUUCUCGAGAGUGAAGCAGCCUCCAUAGCCGGUGUUGGUGGUCAAGUUGAUAAGAUUAAGCGGGAGCUGGAAUUCAUGAAGGCCUUGUUAGCGGAUGCUGAUGAGGGCAACAAAGCACACACACAAGUAGAGGAAGUGUGGAUCAGAAGCGUUCGAGACUUGGCCAAUGAUGUUGAAAACAUCAUUGAUGAAUUCAUGUAUCACGUGUACGAGCAUCAAAUUGGCGGUCGAUUUGCCCGGUGGAUCCACAAAACCAUUCAGUUUCCGAAGCACCUUUGGUAUAAGCGUAAAAUAGCCAACAAGAUACAGAAAAUCGUGAUGGCAAUUAGAGGCUUUACAGAGCGAAAUCAGAGAUAUGGUGGUGGUGCAGCUGUAGAAGGAAAAAGUACUUCUUCUGAGGAUAUUCGCAGAUGGGUGCAGAAUCAAGCGGAGUCUUCUCUUUAUCAUAAGGAGGAUGAACUCGUCGGGAUUGAAGGUGAUAAGAACUUGUUAAUGGGAUGGCUGAUGAACAAAGAGCAACGCCAAACUGUUGCGUCUGUGGUCGGGAUGGGAGGAUCGGGGAAGACAACUCUAGUUGCAAGGACCUUCAAAGAUGAAAUUGUAAAGAGGCAUUUCGAAUGCUAUGCGUGGAUUACUGUUUCCCAGUUUUCAUUUCCAGAUAAACAACUUGGAAGUCGAGUCAUGCUUACAACUCGAAGAGAAGACAUAGCAUCCUCUUCUUUCGGAGUUGAAAGCCAUGUUCACAAGAUUCAACCGUUGGAAAGGGGUGAUGCGUGGGAUCUCUUCAGCAUGAAAGCAUUCUCAAGUUAUCAGAACAAAUCUUGUUCACCUGAACUUCUGCCUUUAGCUCGGGAACUUGUGGAAAAGUGUGAAGGCCUACCACUCGCGAUCGUAGCCUUAAGUGGUCUCAUGUCUUCUAAGAAGUCAAUUACAGAGUGGAGCACAGUCUACAACAGCUUAAGUUGGCAUCUAACAAACAAUUCUUUGUUAGAACCUAUGAAGAUGCGCAUCUUGUUGUUUAGUUUUAAUGAUUUGCCAUACCGACUGAAGCAAUGCUUUCUAUAUUGUUCCCUUUUCCCUGAAGAUCAUGUGAUCAUAAAUAUAAGGCUCAUUAGAUUGUGGAUCGCUGAAGGAUUUGUUGAACAUGUCGAAGGGCUCACGCCAGAAGAAGUUGCAAAGAGCUAUCUUAUGGAACUCAUUUUUCGUAACAUGCUACAGGAAAGGUUUGUAGCAUCCAACCCAGCAUGUACGAUGCAUGAUCUUUUGCAGGAGAUUGCUCUGUCUAUAGCAAAAGAAGAAAAGUUUUGCGCUGCACAUGAUGGGAGUGAAACAGUAGAAGAAACUGGGGCACUCCGUUUGUCAAUUCAAACAACUAAGGGAGAAAUUGGAUCAUGCACAGGUAUAUCACGGCUUCGUUCGUUUCUCGUCUUCGCCACCGGAGUAUCCUCGUUCUCUUUCUCAAAUAAAUUACCUUUUGACCUUAAAUUGUUGAAGGUUCUAGAUUUGAAGGAUGUCCCACUUGAUAAUCUGCCAGGCAAUCUAACGUCCUUAUUCAAUUUAAAAUAUUUAAAUUUGAAUGGAACUCUAAUUAAGGAGCUUCCAGAUUCCAUUGGACAGCUUCGCAACCUUCAGACCUUGAACAUCAUGGGGACAAAAAUAGAGGCACUUCCAAGAGGGAUUUCCAAGUUGCUAAACUUACGCCAUUUACUUGUGGGUGGUGGGUUCAUUUCCGGAAAGAUAUUUGGGUUAAGAAUACCAUCAAGUAUUGGUAAGAUGAAGAAAUUGCAAUCUUUGGCGUAUAUUGAAUCAGAAGGAAACAUUAUUAGACUUAUUGGAAGUAUGACCCAGCUUACGUUCCUUGGCAUUACAAAUGUGAAAGAAAGAGACGAGGAGGACCUAUGUGCCUCAAUUCAAGAGAUGAAGGUCCUUUCCCGCUUGUAUUUAACUGUAGCUGAUGGAGAGGAAUUUCUUCGAGUUGAGGCAUUGCCUUCACCGCCUCCCUACCUUGAUAGACUUAAACUGGUCGGCAAACUGGAAAAGGUACCACAUUGGUUUUGUUCACUCAACUGUCUCGCAUAUUUGAAUCUGUGUGGGUCCAGACUUGAAGAAGAUUUACUACGUCAUAUUGAAGCGUUACCCUCUCUACGUUCUCUUUUUCUUAAAGAUGCCUCUGUUAGGAAAGAGUUAUGUUUCAGCAGAGGCUUUAUGAAGCUUCGUCAUUUGUGGUUUUGGGAUCUCGCAUUAUUAAAUAAGAUAACUAUAGAAAAAGGGGCGAUGCCAAAUCUUGAGUUCUUAAGCAUUGAUAGUUGCUUGACAUUAGAAACAUUGCCAGAGGGUAUUGAGCACCUUACUAAACUACAACAAUACAAAUUUCGUAAUGUUUCAGAGAAGUUUAGAGAAUCCAUAAAAAAAGGAGGUGUGGAUCAUCCAAGGAUGCUACUCGUCGACGAGAGAUGUAACAAAUAUACAAACAACUACUGGGAUUGAAGAUUUUACCAUGAGUUUGGGGGUGGGAACUUGGGAACUUGUUCGUCUUGUUUUGACCCCAAGAGUGAUCUAGAUCGGCUUCUUAUUUGCUCUUUUAAAAAUCAAAUAAUACCCAACUUGAUGUUCAUAAAAUUGCAGUUGAUGUUUUUUGUGUGUGUUUUAAUUUGCAUGCAAAAAAAUUCGAGUUUGCAUCUGUCACUUCAGCAAUUGGCAGAUGUAUGUCGAUGAUUAGCCUUUAAGAUUUGGACCACGGAUUCUGUUAUAUUCGGCGUGUUUGUACUUUCUUCAAUGUUAAUUGUGUUUGUAUUUUCAGGUUUUUUU
Molecule: messenger RNA, 2927 nt
Organism: Prunus mume (Japanese apricot)
Lineage: Eukaryota; Viridiplantae; Streptophyta; Magnoliopsida; Rosales; Rosaceae
Source: RefSeq, a predicted model, not a curated record